Messenger RNA from Oncorhynchus tshawytscha (Chinook salmon), 1252 nucleotides. Its product is annotated as histone H1.0-like. The transcript has 4 exons. The record is from RefSeq and is a predicted model, not a curated record. NCBI's taxonomy places the organism in Eukaryota, Metazoa, Chordata, Actinopteri, Salmoniformes, Salmonidae. The coding region runs from base 551 to 1252 and encodes 233 amino acids.
AGGUGGGGAGUGGUAGGAGGUGGUGCUAGGGAGUUGGACAAGACAUCCUCUUCAUUCUUUACACAGAUUUGAGGAUUGAGGUGUGUUUUGUGUUCUUUAACACUGCUUUCAAUUUGGAUUGCGAAGCAUCUUUUGAACUAAGAAAACUAGAGGCAACCCAGGAAGAAGAAUACAGGACCAGGAAUGACAGUAAGCCUCGGAUUUACUGUAGAGUAAAGGAAGAGGAACAAAAUGAUAUACAAAGAAGUUCAUAGAUUUGCUUCAGGCUUCAUGCUGUAGGCUAUGGGAGGACUAUGGUAACAAAUGAGUCAUAGAAACUCACUCAUACGACCACACAUUAUCAUUGACUCAGUGAAUAAGGUAAACCGUUUAAUAGUCACUGUGCUCUCUGCCACACAAAAUUAAUAUUGUAAAGACGUAGGUGAUAUAUAGAUAUACAUACAGUAUAUACACAUAAAAGUCCAGCAGACACACAUACAUUCACACAGGGACAAAUACAUAGACUUAAAGAACAUAAAGAACCAACACCCACACAAACUCUGAGGCAGCCAUGAGGGUUGUAUUGGUGAUAGGAGGCCUAACUAUCCUGGUCUCUAUGGGCCUGGCCCUGAUCGUCUUUGGCCAGCCCCUGACAGAAGCCAAGCUGACCCUGCAGAACCUGCAUCUGGAUCAGAUGCAGAGGGCGCGCAUCAACCAACUCAAGGAGAGGCAGUGGCUGGAAAACUUGCUGAAGGGGCAGAUAGACUGGAAGAAGAAGAAUGUGGAGGAGAUGAUGGCAGAGGUGAAGAAACUGACCGAAGAGGAGGGGAAGAAGAAGACUGAGGUCGAGGCCUGCCAGGCAGACAAGAAACAAAAGGAGGAAGUACUUGCACCCAUACAGAAGGAGCAGAGUGAUAUUGAAGCGACCUUCAAAACUGAAAAGGAGGCUUGGACUGGGGAGAUCACCACACUCAAACAGCAGUUGGAGCAGAGGAGCAAAGUGUGUGGUUUUGUGAAGGACUCAACAGAUACAGCGAAAUUAUGUCCACCCAAAGAAGGAGCAGCAAAAGCUGAAGCGGCCCCUGCCCCUGUAAAAAAAGCUGAAGCGGCCCCUGUAAAAGCUGAAAAAGCGGCCCCUGUAAAAGCUGAAGUGGCCCCUGUCAAAGCUGAAGCCCCUGUCAAAGUGGCCCCUGUAAAAGCUGGCCCCCCUGUAAAAGCGGCCCCUGUAAAAGCUGAAGCGGCCCCUGUCAAAGCUGCCCCCUGUAAAAGCUGA